Molecule: messenger RNA, 2360 nt
Organism: Zeugodacus cucurbitae (melon fly)
Lineage: Eukaryota; Metazoa; Arthropoda; Insecta; Diptera; Tephritidae
Product: myb-like protein X
Exons: 3
Coding region: 183-2147 (654 amino acids)
Cellular component (GO): nucleoplasm
Source: RefSeq, a predicted model, not a curated record
GUGCACCCUGUGACUGCAUUAUCCAAAGCAUUCCAGCUUGAAAUAUAUAUUAAUCAGUGGAAUAUUUGAUGAGAAACAAUUGUGCGUGUUUGGGUUUAUUUUCUUUUCAAAAAAUUUUCGACUUUUAUUUCUUUUGGAAUUUAACUUUUGAUAUUUUGGGUACGCAAUAUUACUAAGAUAUUAUGCCACCCCCAAGACCGAGGGGAGUGGGAUAUAAUACAGGAGUCACAACAUCAAGGCCCAGCCCGAAUACACCGAUGUCUGAGAGACAGCAAAUGGCACUGCUUAUUCAGAUGACGGCAAACUCAACGACAGAGGCCACUAGGACGCACAUCAAGAAGAAUGAGCAUAAAAAAGGUGAUGAUGCCGAAGAUGUUAACUCCACAGAAAAGCACGAUCAUUCAGAGACCAGCCGCGACAAAUUAACCACUGAUGAGGUGAAUGCCGAAAAUAAAAGUGAACACGAUGGUAUUGGCAACGCAGAUACGCCUUCCUCCAGUCAAGGUAAACGUAAUUUCUCCGAUAUCGAUGAGGAUGAUUUUGAAGAGUGCGAUGAUGGCAAGAAAAAGAAACGCAAAGAAAUAGAUAGUGGCAAAGAUACAAAAUCUACAACAGCAACACGUCUACCAGGACGCCCAGAAAAAGUUAUAAAACAAACAUCGGCCGCAAAAGGUUCGCCGAAUCCAAAUAAAAAUGCAAAUGCAACAGAGAAAGAACAGGCCGAAAUGGCGAAAUCCGGUUUCACCAAACAAUUUGAAGCGGAAGCGGAUGAUGAAGAAUUUAAAAUGUCGGAUUCCUUAUACAGCGGUGGGCUGAAGGUGCCGCCAUUAAAAAUUGUAAUACCACAGCAGAAUUGCUCCAUAGAUACAGAUGGAAAUGUAUCACGAACAGGCAAAAUAAACACAUCACGCAAUGCUGCGCUACCCUAUGUGGUCAGCUCGAAUACGAAUGAUGCCAGCGAACGUGAGGCGCAAUGCGGCAGUCCGCAUGAAAGCCCCAUUAAAAUCAAUAACAUAGGCAAUGUUAUAGACGAGAAGAAUAUGAAGUUAUUAAAUGAAGAGAAAAAUCUGCAUCGUGUGCUACGCAGUUCUCAUCGUAGUGGUAUAACGAGUGCUGAACGUAGUUCUAACAAUUCCUCACCACAAAUGCAAAGCAGCUCACCAUCGCCCGCAUCGUCUAACGCCAAUGAGGGCGCUACCGAUACAAAGCUGACGUUCACCAAUGUUAGCGCCAGCCCGCUACAACAUAAUCACGCAUACGAGAAUGAGAAUAUCGUUAAUCUGCCAAGCCCGUCCACCUCGUCCACAUCGUCAUCGAAAGAUGUACAUUCACACGGUGUGGAUUUACAUCCGCGCAAACGUAAAAUACGCACCAAACAUGAUGACAACCACAAUAACAAAAACAAUGGAAAUCACAAUACAAAUACAGAAGCCAACGCUACAAUGUCCGAUACACAUUCGCAUGAUUUUCCCUUCACAAAUUGUUUCCAAAUGUAUCUGAGUAUACGCAGACAAAUUGAGAAAAAGUGGCGUAAUAUGUACCCGAUCAAACCCAGACCGCCACAAGGUUAUAACGAGUAUUUGCUAAAUAAGAAAACCUAUCUACUUGCAAGUAAUGAGCAGAAAGUGGAGCCCGUAACACCGUCUAAUAUACCGUCGAAAAUGCAUGAGAUUUAUCGUUUGCAGGAGAAUGAGCGCAAUGCGCUUCUGCAGCGCCACAUUGUGGAACGUGAGAAAUUGUGUUUGAAUGUGGAACAGGAAAUGAUACGCGUGCACUCGAAGGCAGCGCGCAAUAUUUCAUGUCAGCCGGUGCCAUAUUCCGUCUGUACGCUGCUCAAAGACGAUGAAGUGUACAAUAUACCAACAUCGGAGCAGGAUGAAAAGGAUAAAAAUGCGCGUUAUCGUUUCAAUGGGCGUCAACUACUCAGUUGGUUGCAAGAUGUCGAUGAUAAGUGGGACAAAAUCAAGGAAGCUAUGGUGCUACGUCAUCAUAACGAAGCUGAAAGUUUGCAUGCCGUGCAGAUGAUGGAUUGGGAUAUUGCAUUGAAAAAGCAUAAAUUAUGGGAUUAUAAGUGUGAAACUGCAAUUGAGAAGGACCAUGUACCUAUUGUACAUGUCAGCGAUGACUUUGAUCUUUUACCCGCUUAGAUGUAUCCAGAGUAAAGUGAUAUAAAAAAAAAACAGAAAUAUGUAUUAAUGUACAUAGAUUCCUUGCAAAUAAUAUAAGGUCUCAUCAUAAUUUCAGCACAGCAUUACAAGCACUCUAAAUAUAUGAAAAAUGUUUAGUUAAGCACCAAAUGUUGAAACGUAUUUUAAAACUUUUGAUUAUAAUAAAUAAAUGAAAGAGUAAUAUAUAGCAUA